Messenger RNA from Dentiscutata heterogama, 786 nucleotides. NCBI's taxonomy places the organism in Eukaryota, Fungi, Glomeromycota, Glomeromycetes, Diversisporales, Gigasporaceae. The record is from the annotation of a GenBank genome assembly.
AUGAAAUUUAUUCCAGUGAAAGAACGUGAAAAUUCGUGUAAUAUAACCGGGAGUACUCUUAUUCUGCCUGCUAUUUCAAUUGGAAAUGUUCCUCAACUCGCAGUUGAUCUUUUAAUUACUACUUUGAAUUUACAACGAAUUGGUUUCCUGGAGGAUGAAAAUGUUAUUCCAGUGGUCGGUGUUAACGAGCAUCUGUCAAGAGGCAUUACUGUCGCUAUUGAAGUAUAUCAAUCUGAUGAUAAUAAAUGGACAAUUAUUCAACAAAGAGCACCAGUAAUUAAGAAAAAGUGGAAUAUUUUUGCUGAAAAUUUAUUAGCUUUUAUAAAGCAAUUCCAAUUUUCGAAAGUAAUUUUAUUGUCGAGUGCAGAUGCUACUAGAAGAAUAGAUGUUCAACUUACAAGCUUACCACUUCGAAUCCUUACUACACCGUCAUUCCCAAAUGAUCUCUUUGAACGAGCAACAAAUCUUGGUUUAAAAACUUUGGAAAAAACUUCAAAUGAUGAUUAUGUUUUAAAACAAGACAAUGAUUUACCAAAAAUUCCUGGUGGUGGUAUAUCAAAGUUUCUAUUCCAUAAAAGUCAGCAAGAAAAUAUACCAUUGAUAAUGAUUAUUUUUUUUACGAUAGAAGGAGACAAUACACAGGAUGCCUUCUUACUUGCAAAUUACACAAACUCAUUAUUAAACUUGAUUCCUCAACAAGAAAUUCCCAUAACAAAACUUUGGAAAACACCGGCAAGUUGGAAUUAUUUGUUUGGUAAUCCUUAUCAACAAGAAUUAUAUCAAUAA